Messenger RNA from Lactuca virosa, 1470 nucleotides. The record is from the annotation of a GenBank genome assembly. NCBI's taxonomy places the organism in Eukaryota, Viridiplantae, Streptophyta, Magnoliopsida, Asterales, Asteraceae.
AUGUGGAUAUUUCUGGUGAUGAUGACAAUUGUUAAUCUCGGAGGUACUAAGCGUGUAAGAAAAGAACCUCGACAAAUUUCAGUCACGUCAUCAGGUGAAGGAAGUGAAGGUGAACUCGAUCCAAAAUUGUGUAUGCUUCGUCGACGUAAACGUGCUAUGGCAUCCGUUGAUGCAACAGGAGGAAGUGGUCCGAGAAAAAAUCCUCAAUCAACAUCAAAUUUGCUUGUUGGUGAAGGAACUGUCUCUAACACAACUGAGCCAGUAGUUUGCCAAAAUACGGAUUCUUUUCCCAAAUCGGGCACUACAGGAGGGAGUGGUUCUAGAGAAAAUACUCAACCGGCUUCAUUAGCCACAGAUGAAGUCGUUCCAAAUCAACCACAGAGGCGGAGGCGAGGCCCUAAUAUUAAUAAAAAGGCUUCACAGAUUUUGGAAAAACAACCUGAUGCUCGAAUUACAUUGACAAGAGAUAUCUAUACAAAGAAAUUCAUUGGGGAUUCAACAAUAUCUUUUGCAACGGAGGUUGGAAUUGUGAUGCAGAGCUUUUGUGAAAUGGAAUUCCAUACAUGGGAGAAAGUAGCAAAAGAAAAUAAAGAAGAAAUGAUUAACAGAUUACGUGAAAAAUUUGAAUUACCGCACGAAGAUAAAGUUCUGAUGGAGUAUGUAGAUGAACAAAUGCGGAGGCAAUGGAAACGCACACGAAAUAUUUUCAAAGAUUAUUGGAAGAAAAAUGGAGGAAUGACAGAUCCACAAUUUGCAAGAUCUAAAAUGAAGCCAGAUUGUCGUAGCGAAGAAGAUUGGGGUUAUUUGUGCGAUUAUUGGGAAUCGAUGAAAGCGAAGCAAUAUGCUGAACAAAUGAAACAUAAUCGGGGAAAACUUGUUAUUCCAAGUAGAGGAGGCUCAAGAUCGAUAGCAAAUCACAAAUUUGCCAUGACAAAUAAAGAGACUCAAAUGCCCCCCAGCCCAAUCGAGUUAUAUCAUAAGUUGCAUUUUGAUCCUAUAAAGAAAUGGAUAAAUGAUGAGUCACGCAUUCAAUACGAAAAUAUUCUCCAACUCAAGGAGGAAGAAUGUGCCAAAUUAGUUUCGGCGGGAACAAGCAUUACUCAAGAAAUGGAAUACGACAUAGAGAAAAAAGUCAUUAAAACUAUUUGUGCCAAACAUAAAACAUUACAAUCUGGAUGGGAGGCUUCAAGUGGACCUGUUAUGAGGAAAAAAGAUAUACAUCUCUUAUCAACCGCAGAAACAUCUCAAUCAGCCUCAAAAGACGAAGAAGAUAUGAAAAGUAAGAUUGUUGCACUUGAGGAGGAGGUUCGAAUAAAUGAACAAAAAGUCAAACAAAGUGAGGAAAUAUGUGAAAAAAUGUUCGAGUUUAUUAUCUCGAAGUUCCCGGAUUCUCAAAACAUAUUAUGUCCACCCGAUGAAGAUGAAGCUCGUGCGUACGAUGACAUAACAGAUCUAUCAGAGCAAGCGUAG